Messenger RNA from Beta vulgaris subsp. vulgaris (sugar beet), 1364 nucleotides. RefSeq names its product cationic amino acid transporter 1. Gene Ontology annotation, cellular component: plasma membrane. The transcript has a single exon. Lineage: Eukaryota; Viridiplantae; Streptophyta; Magnoliopsida; Caryophyllales; Amaranthaceae. Gene Ontology annotation, molecular function: L-lysine transmembrane transporter activity; L-glutamate transmembrane transporter activity. The record is from RefSeq and is a predicted model, not a curated record. Gene Ontology annotation, biological process: amino acid transport; transmembrane transport. Bases 34 to 1350 code for a protein of 438 amino acids.
UUUGCAUAUCUAAAGGUUGAAUUAGGAGACUUCAUGGCAUUUCUAGCUGCAGGAAACAUUUUAUUAGAGUACAUCCUUGGUGGUGCAGCCUUAGCUAGAGCUUGGACAUCAUAUUUUGCUACAUUAUGCGAUCACGUUCCUGAUGAAUUUCGUGUGACAGCACCUAGCCUUGGCAAAGAUUAUAAUCAACUUGAUCCAAUUGCGGUAGUUGUUGUUGCAGUAAUUUGUGUCUUGGCUGUUACUAGCACAAAGGUCUCAUCUCGUGUUAACUUCUUUGCAACCAUCAUCCAUAUGGUCGUCAUAGUUUUCAUCAUUAUAGUUGGCCUUACAAAAGCAGACAUUUCAAAUUAUAAGCCAUUUGCACCAUAUGGUGUUAGAGGUGUAUUUCGGUCUUCCGCUGUUCUAUUUUAUGCAUUUGUUGGAUUUGAUGCUGUUUCCACAAUGGCGGAGGAAACAAAAAAUCCGAGUGAAGAUAUUCCCUUUGGUCUGAUUGGAUCUAUGGUUAUUGCAAUUGUUUCCUAUUGCUUAUUAGCAAUUACCGUUUGCCUUAUGCAACCUUAUUCACAACUUGAUCCUGAUGCUCCAUUCUCAAUUGCUUUUCAAAAAGCCGGGCUCGGAUGGGCAAAGUACGUUGUGGAUAUUGGUGCUCUUAAAGGCAUGACAACUGUGUUACUUGUUAAUGCUAUGGGUCAAGCUCGAUAUUUGACGCAUAUUGCUCGAACCCAUAUGUUGCCUCCCUGGUUUGCACAAGUUAAUAGUACAUUUGGGACUCCUGUUAAUGCAACUGUUGUAAUGCUCAUUAUUACUGCUAUCAUUGCCUUAUUCACCGACCUUCUUGUUCUUUCUAAUUUACUAUCAAUUUCCACAUUAGUUAUGUUCAUGAUGGUUCCAGUGGCUCUCUUAGUUCGAAGAUACUACGACGCAAAUGUAACCUCAUAUAUUAAUCGCAUCAAAUUAUUUUGUUGCAUUGCACUUAUACUUAGCUCUGCUAUUGGAAGUUCUAUAUACUGGAGCAUCAACGAUACACAUUGGAUAGGAUAUAUCAUAACAACAUCUAUUUGGUUUAUAUCAACAUCAUUUUUAAAGAUAUUUGUACCACAAGCUAGAGAUCCUAAGAUAUGGGGUGUGCCAUUAAUGCCAUGGGUGGCUUCAGCUUCUAUUUUCAUCAACAUCUUUCUACUGGGCUCAAUUGAUAAGGAUUCUUUUACAAGAUUUGGCAUAUGGACUGGAAUCCUUAUGGUUUACUACCUGUUUUUCGGAUUACAUGCUUCAUACGACAUUGCUAAAGCUACGGAGGAUAAUAAUAUGCGCGAUUUGAAAAAUUUGAAAAUGAUUGAACAAAGUGAUUAGAAAUCUAACAUAGA